GUCAUCGUAAUUCCUCGUAUAUCUUUUUUAUUGUUUUCUCUCUUUAGCUCCAUUUCACGUUUGCGCUGUCUCGCUGCACUCUCUAUUCUCCAUUGAAGCGUACUCUGAAUUUCUCCAUUGUUGCGGCUCGUGAGCUUUCUCUCCGCCAUUGAAGAAGCUUUCGAGGUUUUGGUUUAUAUAACUAUUUAAUGUCAGGGCGAAAAAGCCAUGAAAAUGGACCUUUUCUCCCUGGGCCUGCCCUUGAUCAGGGACGGGUCAGUGUGGGAGGUGAAGUAGGGGGCGAGGAAGGUGAGGAGGAGGAAGAAGAGGUGGGAGGCGAGGAAGCUAAGAAGGAAUUCCAGGUGUUGGGAGGUGAAGGAGUCGAGGAAGUCGAGAAGGCGGAGGAGGUUAUGGGAGAACAAGAGGGAGGUAAAGCUGAGAAGGCGGAAGAGAUCAUGGGUGAACAAGUGGGAGGGGAGGAAGUUGAGAAGGCGGACGUGGUCAUGGGUGAACAAGAGGGAGGUGAGGAAGUUGAGAAUGUGGAAGAGGUCAUGGGUGAACAAGAGGGAGGUGAGGAAGUUGAGAAGGCGGAAGAAGUUGUGGGGGAACAAGAGGUAGGUGUGGAAGCUGAGAAUGCGGAAGAGGUCAUGGGUGAACAAGAGGGAGGUGUGGAAGCUGAGAAUGUAGAAGAGGUCAUGGGUGAACAAGAGGGAGGUGUGGAAGCUCAGAAGGCGGAAGAGUUUAUGGGGAAACAAGAGGGAGGUGAGGAAGCUGAGAAGCUGGAAGAGGUUGCGGGAGAUAAAGGAUGUAUGGAAGUUGAUAAGGUGGAAGUAUCUAUGGGAGUAAAAGGAGGUGAGGUAGCUGACAAGCUGGAAGAGUUUGAGGGAGAAAAAGGAGUUGAGAGAGCUGACAAGGGGGAAGAGGUUGGAGGAGAAAAAGGAGGUGAUGAAGCCGAUAAGGUGGAUGAGUUUGGGGGAGAAAAAGGAGGUGAGGAAGCUGACAAGGUGGAUGAGUUUGUUGGAGAAGUAGUGGGUGAGGAAGCUACAAAGUUGAAAGAGGAUGUAAGAAAAGAAGGGGGUGAGGUAGAUAACAAGAUGAAAGAAGAUGUGAAAGAAGAAGAGGGUGAGGAAGCUAACAAGGUGGGAGAAGAUGUGAGAGAAGGAGGUGAGGAGGCAUCGGCGGUUGUUGAAGAAGGAGGUGAGGAAGCUAACAAGGUGGAAGAAGAUGUGAGAGGAGGUGAGGAGGCCUUGGUGGUUGUGGGAGAAGGAGGAGGUGAGGAAGCUAACAAAGUGGAAGAGGGUGAGGAAGCUAACAAGGUGGAAGAGGAUGUGAGAGAAGGGGGUGAGGAGGUAAUGGCGGUUAUGGGAGAAGAAGGUGACGAAGCUGACAAGGUGGAAGUAGAUGUGAAAGAAGGAGGAGGUGAGGAGGCAUCACAGGUAGUGGGAGAAGGAGGUGAGGAGACUGACAAAACGGAAGAAGAUGCUAGAGAAGGAAGCGGGGAAAUGGAGGAUUCGCCGUUUAUGGCAAAAGGAGUGGAGGAAGCUGACAAAACGGAAGAGGAUGUGAGAGAAGGUGGGGAAAUAGAGGAUUCAUCAGUUGUGGCAGAAGACGAGGAACUAAUGAAAGGAGAAGAGACGCCAAUUGCUGAUGCAGAAAUGGAAGUGGAGAAGCCUGGUAGUGGCAGUGGUAGUGGUGGGAAGCGGAGACGUGGACGGAAUUCUAAGGCAACCACUCCAACGAAGGCUCCAGUGAGGAAGACUGUGGGUGAAGAUGUUUGCUUUGUAUGUCUUGAUGGAGGGGAUCUUGUGCUAUGUGACCGGAGGGGCUGCCCCAAGGCAUAUCAUCCUUCCUGCGUGGAUCAUGAUGAGGAGUUUUUCCAAUCAAAGGGUAAAUGGAAUUGCGGCUGGCAUCUCUGCAAUCAAUGUGGGAAGAAUGCCUACUUUUUGUGUUAUACCUGUACAUUUUCAUUGUGCAAAGGAUGCAGUAAAGAUGCUGCUAUAUUUUGUGUUAGAGGAACCAAAGGCUUUUGUGAAUCCUGCAUGAAAGCUGUAACGAUGAUUGAAAAUAGUGAACAAAACACGAUGAGUCAUGCUGCUUUCGAUGACAAGAGUAGCUGGGAAUAUCUCUUCAAAGAUUACUGGAUUGAACAAAAAGGGAAACUGGGUAUUACAUCUGAUGAGCUAGCAAAAGCAAAAAAUCCAUGGAAGAAUUCUGAUGCAACUAAUAGACGACGAACACCAGCUGAACUACUUGAGGGUAGUAAUGAUGUGGGAACUGAUUCUGACAGCUCUCCUCCAAACGUAGAAGUGACUGAUUUAAGAAGGAAGAGGGCCAAGAGAAAGUCAAAGCCAGAAGAUUCUGGUACAGACAGCUCUUCUGAGAAGGAAACAGGCACGGUGAAAAGAAAAUCUAAAAGGAGGUUAAAAUCCCAGGCUAAGGAGACAUAUUCAGAUUCAGAACAUUCUUCAGGAAACCAGGGUUCAAAGAGGGGGAGCAGGGCCAGAAGGCUGGCUAAGUCCCGUUCAAAGGGCGGUGGUUCUGCUACUGCAGAAGGCAAUAUUGAGUGGGCAUCAAAGGAGCUAUUGGAGUUUGUGAUGCACAUGAAAAAUGGUGAUAGCUCUGUUCUUACUCAGUUUGAUGUGCAGGGACUCUUGCUAGAAUAUAUUAAAAUAAAUAAACUUCGUGAUCCACGUCGACAAAGCCAAAUACUUUGUGAUUCAAUGCUUCAAAAGCUAUUUGGAAAAGCACGAGUUGGUCACUUUGAAAUGUUAAAGCUGCUUGAAUCACACUUUUUUCUGAAAGAGGAUGCUCGUGCAGAUGAUAAUCAUGAAAGUGUUAUUGAUACUGAAGUCAGUCACUAUGAUGUUGAUGAUCAUACUGAUCCUUUAUGGGGUUCAGGCAAAAGUAAGGGGAAAAAAUCUCGUAAAAGAGGUGAAGAGAGGGGGCAGUCCAACCUCGAUGAUUAUGCUGCCAUAGAUAUGCAUAAUAUUAACUUAAUUUACUUGCGCCGGAGCGUAAUGGAGCCUCUCAUGGAUGAUCCUGUAACGUUCCAUGACAAGAUUGUCGGUUCUUUUGUCAGAAUAAGAAUAUCUGGUAGCAGCCAAAAGCAGGACAUUUACAGGCUUGUGCAAAUCAUUGGUACAAACAAGGCACCUGAAUCGUACAAAGUCGGUAAAAGGACAACUGAUGUUAUGCUUGAGAUCUUGAAUUUGGACAAGACAGAGAUUGUACCAAUAGAUACUAUAUCCAAUCAGGAAUUUACAGAGGAUGAAUGCAAGAGAUUGCGCCAGAGUAUAAAAUGUGGACUUAUCAGCAGGAUGACAGUGGGUGAUAUUCUGGAAAAGGCGAGGGAACUGCAGGAAGUCAGAGUGACUGAUUGGCUGGAAGCUGAGGUAGUCAGGCUUAGUCAUCUUCGUGAUCGAGCUAGUGAAACUGGACGUAAGAAAGAGCUCAGAGAAUGUGUGGAGAAAUUGCAGCUUCUGAAGACUCCAGAAGAACGCCAACGAAGGUUGAAUGAAGUUCCAGAAGUUCAUGCAGAUCCAAAAAUGGAUCCUAGCUGUGAGUCUGAUGAUGAAAUUGAACAUGAUAAAAGACAAGCAAGUAACAUGAGACCAAGAGAAAGUGGUCAUUUCAGAAGGGGUAGAGAUCAUUAUUCAUCACGGAGUGCAAAUGCAAGACCUCCGAACAAGAGUUGGGAACCAGGCAGAAAUUUGUCCAGUAAGGGUUUCUCAAACAGAAGGGACGAUACUACUCUUUCCCCACAGAGAAGUGAGCAUACUUGGAAUAAUGGGGUAGACAAGGGUACACCUAAGUCAAAUAGUUGGGAGAAACCAAGGAGUAUUCCGGAUUCGUUGAUGAGCAAUCGGGCUGAACAUUCUGGGAUACGAUCAGAUUUAUCUGUGGCGGCUGCAUCAGAACCUACUCUGCCUUUAUCUUCUGCAGCAGUUCAAACUGAUGGACAAAUUGACGAGAAAGAAAAAAUGUGGCAUUAUAGAGAUCCAACUGGAAAGGUCCAGGGACCAUUCUCUAUGACACAGCUUCGUAAAUGGAGUAGCACAGGAUACUUUCCUGCUGAACUAAGAAUUUGGAGAGCCUCUCUAACUGAAGAUGAUUCUAUUCUUCUAACUGAAGCAUUAGCUGGAAAGUUUCAGAAGGAUCCCCACCCCGUAGGAUCAAAUUUAGAUGUUAGCUCAAAUAUUAGGAAUACACUGCCUAUAACGGAUGCUUCCAAACUCUCUGGUAGCAGAUAUGAUUCCUCUAACCUCCCAUCUCCAACUCCUGGACGAAGCCCAGCUGCCUGGAGUGGAAUGCAAACUUCUAGUUCUUUUCAGUCAACUAAUCAAUUUCGAGGGAACGAACGAUUACCUUCUCCUACCCCCACAUCACCUGCUUCAAAUCCAAGCGGUGUGGAUAAGGCCAAAUUUUCUCAACAAUCUAAGGGCGAAGUAGCUGGGAACAAGCCAGAAAAUGUGGCAGCACCUAUGGGAACAGUUCAACAUGCUCCUGUUCAGUUUGUCUCCAAUACAGGUAUGGUAAAUGCCCAACAAAUGUCAUCACAAGCAGGUUUACAUGCAGCAGCAAAUCAACCAUUUGUCCCUUCUGAUACCACAAUGAACCAAACGAAAGUGGGACCCAAUGCUUUGGGUGCUGGUCAGGGCUUCUCCAACAUUGUUCAACCAGGCACUGGACAAAAUCCUCCUGUCUAUACUCACAAUUGGGGAGCUGGUUAUGUUGCAAGACCAGAAAUGGUGAAUGCAAAUGUGUCGACAUCCAAUAAUCAAAAUGCUUUGCCCGCACAAGUCUCUUAUAGUCAGUGGACUGGUGCUGCUGUAAAUAACCAGCCUCCACCUUAUGCUGCUGGAUACCCUCCAGGACAAGGGAUUAUUGCCGCAAACUUUCCUGCUAUGCCUGCGAACAAUGCUUGGAGACCUACUCAGGCCAACAUGCCAUGGGGCGCACAACAGCAACAGCCAGUAAACCAAAAUGUAGGAUGGUCUGGGCAACCAGCUGUUGCUAUGGGCCAACAAUUGACUAGCCCUUCACCAGGAGCACCAGCUAUGGUUGCUGCGCAGCCAACUGUGGGUUGGACGGGUACAGGACCCAAUCCCUCUGCUGGAAACAGUAACAUGGUUUGGGUUGCUGCACCUGGGAACACAGGUGCAUGGGGAGGUGAUCAGAACCGCAAUGAUGGAGGGGCUCGUGAUAACCGCAAUGACGGAGGGACUCAAUGGAACAGGCAGUCAUCAUUUGGCAGUGGAGGACAAAGAGGAGUCUGCAGAUUCCAUGAAAACGGCCAUUGCAGGAAGGGUUCGUCAUGUGAUUUUAUGCACUCUUGAAUUUUCACAACAGUAGUAGAUACUAGAUAGUAUCUUCUCAUGUACAGUAAUUUUCGUCCUUGGAGGAGGGGUAGCAGUUCAUUAAUUUUAUAGAUACUUGUAUGUCACAUGCUUAAAUAAUUGUUAUCAGUAGCACCCCUAAUUUUCCUCCCUUUUGGUAUUGUCAGUUCUCUGACCAGUGUAAUAGUGGAUUUUGUAGGGAGACUUACAGUUAGCAGUUGUUAAAAAAAAAAAAAAAAAAUGGUUGCUGGGUAUUAAAUUUUUUUCAGAUUUGGUUAAUGCAAGCUAUUGGGUAGAUGUUAAAAGCUUAAAAUACCAGUCAACAUAAAAGUGUUGUCGUCAAUGAACGACGUUUCAUAAUUUCCUACCUUUUCUCAUCUACUUCCUUCGUGCCUCUAAGAUUGCCCUAAUUUUUUUUAUUUCUCUUUUGGUUUACCUCUUACCGUAAUCAAUUAUGAUAUAACACAA
Messenger RNA from Chenopodium quinoa (quinoa), 5783 nucleotides. Its product is annotated as zinc finger CCCH domain-containing protein 19-like. The transcript has 11 exons. Gene Ontology annotation, molecular function: RNA polymerase II C-terminal domain phosphoserine binding; DNA binding; metal ion binding. The coding region runs from base 189 to 5315 and encodes 1708 amino acids. The record is from RefSeq and is a predicted model, not a curated record. Gene Ontology annotation, cellular component: Cdc73/Paf1 complex. Lineage: Eukaryota; Viridiplantae; Streptophyta; Magnoliopsida; Caryophyllales; Amaranthaceae.